AUGGAGCUAGUGGCUGAUUUGUCGUCAAACGCCCUUUUGGGUGUAUUUAAAAAGUUCAUGGCCCGAAGGAGCAAGGUAGUUUGUUUACAUUCUGACAAUGCUACGAAUUUUGUCGGAGCAGCACGAGAAAUUAGCAAUCUUCAUAGGGUAUUUUGCGAAGAACAAACGCAGCGCGGAUUAAACAAUUUGUUCACAAAAAUGCAAAUUCAAUGGCAAAUGAUACCACCUAACGCUCCGCAUUUUGGCGGAUUGUGGGAAGCAGCCAUUAAGUCUGCAAAAUAUCAUAUGAAGAGGAUAAUUGGUAAUACAUCACUCAAUUACGAUGAAAUGUCUACUGUCAUCGCCGAAAUUGAAGCUAUAAUCUUAAAUUCACGUCCUAUAAGCCCAAUGUCUGAUGAUUCUAACGAUAUACAAGCCUUAACGCCUGGACAUUUCCUUAUUGGAUAA
Messenger RNA from Mycetomoellerius zeteki, 447 nucleotides. RefSeq lists its product as uncharacterized. Gene Ontology annotation, molecular function: nucleic acid binding. The record is from RefSeq and is a predicted model, not a curated record. NCBI's taxonomy places the organism in Eukaryota, Metazoa, Arthropoda, Insecta, Hymenoptera, Formicidae. The coding region runs from base 1 to 447 and encodes 148 amino acids. The transcript has a single exon.